AUGGCUAUUGGAUGGGAAAGUAAUAAACUCCCAGAGAUUAACAGAAUCAAAAUAGACGUACAGGAAAACUUGGACGAAUUUACCUUUUGGGAGGGAAUAGAUACGCCAGGUAGCCCACUAAUCAGCGAAGCCAUUGAUCCUAAAACACAGGAGAUAAAUCAGUUCAAAGUAGUUUCAGUUACAAAGACGGCUAGGUAUGACAAAGUAGAGGGUGCGGGUGGAGAAGUGGUCUAUAUUUAUGGUGACUGGAGAGAGGGGGCGCCGCGGAUAGGAAAUACAAUUAGUAUUAUACCGUGCCUGUGCUGUGUGCACACUUCGCAGGCAGACUUAAACUGUGUGUCCAAUGAGCAGAACUACUUAAUCAUCCACUCUAAAAAGUCGUUAGUCACCACUAAUAUAAUCGAAUCUUUGGAGUGUGUGCGUAAAGCAAUGCUUAUGGAAAAAACUGUGCAGUUUGGCCGAAAAGUCACUAAGCCACUAAUUCAUGGUAUAAUAAUACACGAGUGGCUGGACCUUUUAAUUAAAAACAAAAACAUAACCAUACCAGCAGUUGCAAAAGAGCUAAAAAACAUCAUAUGCAAGUAUAUUUUUGAACUAUACCAAAUACAGCAGCCACUGGGCGAAGCAUUCUCAGAAAUAUUUAUAUACUUUGGUGCACUGAAAGGAUUUAUAAGCAAGCUCGAGUAUACUAAGUCAGAAGAAAGUAAGACAGUGCACAGCGAGUUGCUACAGCUAAAGGGAAAGCCCGAUGUAAUUAUAGUAAAUAAUCAAAAAGAAACAGAAAUAGAGCUGAAGACAGGGCAAAGGUUACAUCUGGAAAACAUUGCACAGGUAGUUUUGUAUGGACUUUUGCAAAGAGAGCAGAAGGGGUAUACAUUCCAGAAGCUAUUUCAUUUAAAAAGCAGUGAGAUAAAAGAUGUAUUUCUAAAACACUUUGAGGUAAUACAUAUACUUGGAAAAAGAAAUAGAAUGGUAAGAGAAGCAAAAUUGCCAAGAAGAAAGGAAAUUUCUCACUGUAACUUUUGCAGUGUGGGAGAUAUAUGUCUUACAACCUCACAAAUAGAGCGGGCUGCACAAGCAUCACAGAAAGAGAUGUCUCAGCGAAGCCAGGAUAAAGGCACAAAACCAAGCGACUUGGAUCUGCUGAUAAACUUAGACCUGUCAAACUCAUAUUUAUUUGGAUAUAUUUGGGAGAAAAUACAAGAAGAGGAAGAUCUCUCUAAGGAGAGUACUAUACUGGCAAUUGUAGAAAUGUGGGACAAUAACUACUUGAAGGUAAGAAUGAAGGAAGCGUCAGCAGCCACAUUCUACAAUGGAGAGUUUAUAAUGAUAUAUGACAAAGGCCAGUGUGCAUUUGGUCGAGGUAUAGUUACCAUUGUUAAUGGGGGAGUCAUUGAAAUUCACAUGCAUGAAAGACUUAUUUACAACCAUGGCGGAACAGUCCUUGUUUCUAAGGAUCCAUGCCUAAAGAUGUUUGCUGAGCUUAGAACUAGUCUACUUCAUCUGUUUUCAUCUGAGAAAGUUAAGACAAUGUGGAUGAGCACGCCUGUACAGGUGCAGACAAGCAUUCCUCAAGAGUUUGUACCAGAAUUUCUCCAGCUAAACUCUGACCAGCAGAGUGCUUUGUUUAAUGCGCUUCAUAUCAUGCCGUAUACACUUAUACACGGAAUGCCAGGGACGGGGAAGACCCGUGUGAUAGCUUUAUUGACUAAAAUAGUUACAAGCCAAAAGAAAACUGUGUUAAUAUGCUGCCACACCCACUUAUCACUUACAAAUAUUGAAAAACGGCUAGAGGGCGUCCCUUUUAUUCAAGUAUACAGAACAGGAAGAACCAAAGUGAAUCAUGUUUUGGAAAACAAAAAUCUUUCAGAGACUUUUGAUGUUUUCAGUGAGUACAAUGUUAUUUUAUCUACAACGCGGGCAUUAUACACUGAUCCCAUCUUUGCAGACAGAGAGUUUGAUAUGUACAUAGCAGAUGAAGCCACCCAGCAGAAUUUUCUGUGCUCGGUUUUACCCAGCAUGCUUUCUAAAUCAAUUGUACUGGUUGGUGACCAUCUGCAGCUAAGUCCACUUUCAAAAACAGACUGCCUCGGCAUAAGUCUGUUUGACAUUCUUAGAAGAAAACACCCAAUAAAUGCACUUACCAUGCAGUACAGAAUGCCAAAGUGUAUAAUGGAUGUGAGCAAUGAAUUGUUCUACCAGAAGAAAAUGAAGUGCAAAGUAUCAGAAAAAGGAUGCAUUUCAUUUUGGGACAUGUCAAAUGUGCCACUACCUGACAUGCAAGACAUGAUUGUUUCAUUUAACCCAGAUGCACAAAUACUCUGCUAUUUUAAUGAGCAAGUGAGAAAGAUCCGAUUCCUAGGAAGAGAAGCAGAGACAGUAGAUAAAUUCCAAGGAAGCGAGUCAGACCAUAUUCUUCUUGUUGUAGAUUUAUUCUUGGAAAGCACGCCUCGGCAAGAAAUACUUAUAUCUCCAGAAAGACUAAAUGUGGGAAUAACCCGGGCAAAAAAAACGCUCACCGUUGCAGGGCGUGUUAAGUUUUUAGAAACAAUCCCUCUGUUUGCUUCCUUUUUAAAUAUAGUUCAUCCCGUUGUGCAUUUAAAUAAAUAA
Molecule: messenger RNA, 2610 nt
Organism: Nematocida parisii ERTm1
Lineage: Eukaryota; Fungi; Microsporidia
Exons: 1
Coding region: 1-2610 (869 amino acids)
Molecular function (GO): 5'-3' DNA helicase activity
Source: RefSeq, a predicted model, not a curated record